UUACACUCCUACCUCCCCAUAAAUACCACCUCUCUAUAACGGCCACUUUCCUCCGUCCCAUUCUGUAAACCAGCCUUAACUGACAAGUUAAAUCAAAUAAUACUCUUUUUGAGUGAUUUUCUUUCUAUCUUUGUCUUUCAUCCUUUCGUUCAGAAAACCGCUCUCAACUCUCAACAUGGUUUGCUAAUGGCUUGCACUUAAAGCAAACUUGCGAUAAGAGGAGAGAAUAUUGUCAGUUAUUGUGAAAAUUUAUUCCGCGGUAAAUAUCACGCCCAACGCGAGGGCGUUGGUCAUAACGUGACCUUCGUCACGGAAGCAAUUUGAUGUCCUCUUUGAUAGAAAGUAUACAUACCAGUACAUUAACUUUUGUUUGCGUGAAGUGCAUCGCUCUCGUUAGACAGUUAUAUGCUGGGUACUUGAAUUUAUUUGCAUCGCUUGGAUUACGUCACACGUUAGUAUAUCAUUGAAGUGAGCGCAACAGACUAAAACACUCUCGGAAAUUGAAUGCAGUAUGCGGGUUGAACGCUUCAUAUAUGUGCUGAUCUGAUGGACCAUUCUUUGUACUCGAGGUAUGCUCACAUUUAUAUUCUUUCUUCGUAAAAGGAACACCGCAAUCGCACGCCUUUCGUUGUACUCGUUGUGUUUCCCCCUUCAAUGAACAUGACCCGGCAAACAAUUCUUUUCAAAAGUUAAAAUUACAUAUAAGGCAGAGGAGGUGGUGGAAACACAUUUUAAGACGGAUUCCGCUCAAAGAUCGAGCAAUAAACGCAAAAAUCAUUUACUAAAAAUCUACUCAUAGCACGGUAACUUUUGGAAUAUUAUCUAAAACAACUUAAUUUCUCUAAGGUGUGACAUUACAUAAUUCCAUUAUGUAAUGUCACACCUGAAUAGCUAAGCGUAUUACACAAUAAACUUGUAUUGUUGUAUUGUCUGUUUUAAGUGAAAUAUGGAUAACUUCAAGUUCAAUUUUAUCUCGCGGGAUCAGCUUGAGAGCUAAAGUCUCGAUAAGUUCUUCUUAACUGUAUUCCAAACAAUACUAUGCCAUGAGGCUUUUUUGGUAACUUGGACAUGAGUUUGAUUUAAAAGACAAUGAACGUGUAAGAAAAACUCAUUUGAAUAUGAAAGGUUGUGCACCAAGACUCGUUUUUAAACAGAGAUAACAGCAACUCGGAAAUGGCUUAUUCGAGCUAAGUUGCAUCACAUUUUACAUCGAUGAUGAAACUUUAAAAUCAAUUAGGAAGUUACAAAUAUACUCAUGUAAGAUGGACGACUAGUUGCCAAAUUGUUCGGAAAUUACGAUGGCGAUGUUGGUUUCUCUUCUUGCUGUCUAGAAGGAAGAGCUGCUUUAAUCAGGUGUUCGAUAUUAUACUGAUCCCGGCAGCAACAUGAACGUGACUUUCUGUCUGAAAAGUCGGCAAAGUAACGCGUCCUACUGAAUCCAUACGACCACAAAACAGAUCGAAACACGUGUGCCUCGGCGAAUGCCAUCGCCGUUUAGGUAAAGGCGUACACACACCUUGUAUCCAUAGCGACUGGUAAAGAAACACGGACUGCAAACGGACACCUGUUACCUUAACCGCGUCGUUUUCUCUGCGAGCAUAAUCAGAAAUCUUCCACAGAAUCUAUCCGUCAUAGCUUGAGAAUUCUUGUUGUCUCAAGAUCAGUCAGUGUUACAUUUCUCAAAGCGCCAGUGUAUGCUCGAUAGACUCUAUCCUUCCUUCUUGCCUCCUGAUUAUCUGCUGGUUGGUAUCAAAUUGCACAACUUCACCCACAUCACACCUUACUUCCUCUACUCAGUUCUACUGUACUCAGUCUGCGAGCAAAUACGUGCAUCGCCUCUUUUCGUAUUAGAGACGUUCAACUGGGGUUCCCCAUACUACCAAAGCAAACAAUUGAGCUCGGCUCAACCAGCUUUCUACAAAAGAUACAAAACACCACCUAAUUUUUAAACUGACGACUGCCAGUAUUCCAAAAAGUAUUCCUUUAUAAAGUGCCGUGAUGUUUUGUUACUACUUGUCAGGAUAUUGAUCGAAUAUUACUUUUGUAUGAAAUGCCUAUCCACAAUCAAUCAAUAUUAUUCUUUGUUUGCGAUAUUUUCACUUUCGUCUUCAUCAGUUUACGGUACAUAAUUUCGGCAAGCUAAUCCCAAACUAAAUAACGAAUUUAUUUACAAUGUUCAUGAAUUCUACGAUAAACAGUCAAUAUUGAUAAAAGCUGCUAAUCUGCUUGAACGACAGAGCAUGUUUGAAAUCACAUUCAUGAUCAGUAAGCGAUAAAAAAUAAAGAAACAUCACGACUAACCAAUCAACAAAAGCAGUAGUUUGCAUACAGCAUCUCGUUCUCCUUAUACCUUGCGAAAGACCAACCUCUACCGACGUAAAUAGUGCCGCGAAAAAAGUUCUCAUUAGACAUGCGCAAAAGGGAAAAUCCACGAAAUCGCUUGGUAUGUUAUGGAAUGCGGAGUGACCAGUAUGCGUCUAGCUAAUUUUGGCAUACUGAUGACGUGCUCUUGGAUAAAUCUCGUAUAGCAUUUAACCUUGCAGUCAGUCUGUCAUCAAAAGCUAAGCGUAGCACUUCUAUGUAAACUUAGCGGUCAAAUCAUGAAGCACUUCUUAACCGAUUUUCAUGUUUUCGUGGGUCUUUGGCUCGUAAAAGUCGCAGUGGCACUCAAUGACAGCAAGCCUUCUUCGACGACGAGAAUCCACGAAAACGUUACUAUGCCCUGUCCCGCGUUACAAGAAGUGGUUAGUAACGACGGGACUUUUGACAUUAUGUAUUGGUCAAUUUGCACAUCAAGAAGAUGUGACCACCAAGGCACUACAUGGGAUUGGAUUGCUGGUAUGAACAAUAAAGGAAUCACACAAGUUGGACCAGAAAGAGUCAACAUCACGACGGAUGGAGCUCUGGAAAUUCACAAAGUAAACCUGAGUGAUACUGGGCAAUACAUGUGUACAGUCAAAACAAUCAACCACUCAUCGCCUGGAAUAUAUCAUACAACUCUUGUUGUCAUUGAAGCAGCUAACCGGUGGGACAAGAGAAACCCAAAGCCGGACACAAAGGACUGCGAAAAAGAUUACUCAGACGACAGCAGAAAUCUUAUUUACACUCUGGCGAUAACCAUCUGUGUAGUAUCUGUACUUCUGGUUAUCGCAGUGGGAUAUAUAGUUUAUAUAAAGCGAAAUUAUCUCCGCUGUUGGAACCAGGGGAAUUCUCCAGCGUGAGAAGGUGUCGCUGGUGCGGAUGUAGCGUAAAAGGAGAUAAAAAACAAGAAAACAAAAACAAGAAAACAAAAAAACAAUUAACAAA
Messenger RNA from Orbicella faveolata, 3306 nucleotides. RefSeq lists its product as uncharacterized. The record is from RefSeq and is a predicted model, not a curated record. Lineage: Eukaryota; Metazoa; Cnidaria; Anthozoa; Scleractinia; Merulinidae.